AAUACACAGUGUACCUUGCUAUGUUAGCCACCAAGGGGCUCCUUUACGCUAGCUGAUAAAUAACCCAAAAAUUUAGAGAGGUAGAAAGUAACAGCUUGUUCUGGAAAUUAAUGAAAACAAUCAAUGUACAAAGCCCGCACCGUUUUACUUAUUUGGUUUCUGUACGUCUUUGAAUUAAAACGAGGUGUGUCUGAACCGAUCUCUUCUUGCCUGGGGGCCAGAGCAGACUGAGGAUCUACUUCCACAGCUCCAGAAAAUGUUGCAGAAAUGAUAGCGGCACAGGAUUUGCACGCAGAGUUCCAGUUUCCCCAAGAGUCAGAAUCUCAGUUGUCUUCAGAUGCAGACCUUGAGGAUCCUGAUGGACGAAAUGCCACAGCGGGGAGAGGCAUGGGAUCAAAGAGGGGGCGGAAGGUGCUGGGAGACAAGACCAAAGGUGGGGGAGCAGGGAGGAUCUCUGGUGCCGGCUGGGAAAACGGCCAUCAUCAGGAGAACGGAACGGAGAACAUGAGCCUCUUCGAAGUGGUUAAAAUGGGGAGGAGCGCAACACAGUCUGUUGUUGAUGAAUGGAUUGAGGCCUACAAGCAAGACAGAGAUGUGGCGCUUCUGGAGUUAAUCAACUUCUUCAUCCAGUGCUCGGGGUGUAAAGGCGCUGUGAGUGAAGAAAUGUUCAGACAUAUGCAGAACUCUGAAAUCAUCAGGAAAAUGACGGAGGAAUUUGAUGAGGACAGCGGCGACUAUCCUUUAACACUCUCAGGGCCACAGUGGAAAAGAUUCCGGAUAAAUUUCUGCGACUUUAUUGCAGUCCUCGUGCGUCAGUGCCAGUACAGCAUCAUAUAUGACGAGUAUAUGAUGGACACGAUCAUCUCUCUGCUCACUGGCCUGUCUGACUCACAAGUCCGGGCAUUUAGACACACAAGCACACUAGCAGCCAUGAAGUUGAUGACUGCCCUGGUGAACGUCGCUUUGAACCUGAGCAUCAACAUGGACAACACUCAGAGACAGUACGAGGCAGAAAGGAACAAAGUCAUUGCAAAAAGGGCCAAUGAUAGGUUGGAGCUGUUGUUACAAAAGCGAAAAGAGCUCCAGGAAAAUCAAGAUGAUAUUGAAAACAUGAUGAAUGCGAUUUUCAAAGGAGUUUUUGUUCACAGAUAUCGUGAUGCCAUUGCUGAAAUUCGAGCUAUUUGUAUUGAGGAGAUUGGAGUGUGGAUGAAGCUGUACAGUGAUGCCUUCCUCAAUGACAGCUACUUGAAGUAUGUUGGCUGGACAAUGCAUGACAAGCAAGGUGAGGUGCGACUGAAGUGCCUGACCGCCCUGCAGGGGUUGUUCUACAGCAGAGAGCUCGGCUCCCGCCUCGAACUCUUCACCAGUCGCUUUAAGGACCGCAUCGUGUCUAUGACUCUGGACAAAGAAUACGACGUUGCAGUGCAAGCUAUUAAGCUUCUCACGCUUAUUUUACAGAGCAGUGAUGAGGUUCUGACAGCAGAGGACUGUGAGAGUGUGUAUCACCUGGUUUACUCAGCGCAUCGACCCAUCGCUGUUUCUGCAGGAGAAUUUCUGUUCAAAAAGCUCUUCAGCCAUCGAGGUCCAGAGGAUGAAGGUCUACCAAGGAGGGGCAGGCAGAGCCUCAACGGCGGCCUUAUCAAGACCACUGUCUUCUUCUUCUUGGAGAGUGAGCUCCAUGAACAUGGGGCUUAUUUGGUGGACAGCCUGUGGGAGUGUGCGUCAGAGCUGCUGAAGGACUGGGAAACCAUGAUUAGCUUGUUGCUGGAUGAACCCAUGCCGGGAGAGGAGGCCCUCACUGAUCGGCAAGAGACGGCUCUGGUUGAGAUCAUGCUCUCUGCCAUUCGGCAGGCUUGUGAAUGUCAUCCUCCAGUAGGCAGAGGCUCAGGAAAAAGGGUCUUGACAGCAAAAGAAAAGAAAACUCAGCUGGACGAUCGGACACGAACCACAGAGAUGUUUGCAGUUGCACUACCUCUGUUAUUAGCAAAGUACUGUGUGGACAUCGAUAAGGUGACCAGUUUACUCCAAAUACCAAAGUACUUCGAUCUUGACAUCUACACCACCGGCCGGUUAGAAAAGCAUAUGGAUGCCUUGCUGCGCCAAAUCUGGGAGGUUGUGGAUAAACACACAGACACUGAAGUGCUGGAGGCCUGCUCUACAACCUACCACUAUCUGUGCAACGAGGAAUUCACCAUCUUCAACCGCGUGGACAUCGCCCGCUCACAGCUUCUAGAUGAACUGGUAGACAAAUUCAACAGACUUCUGGAGGACUUCCUGCAAGAGGGGGAAGAACUAGAUGAGGAUGACGCCUACCAAGUUCUAUCAACACUUAAGAAAAUCACUGCUUUUCACAAUGCACACGAUCUUUCCAAGUGGGAUCUGUUCACCAGCAACUACAGCCUCCUCAGCACAGGUUUGCAGAAUGGAGACAUGCCUGAACAGAUUGUGAUUCAUGCAAUGCAGUGCACACAUUACAUAGUCUUGUGGCACCUUGCUAAGGUUUCAGAAGGCAGUUCAAUAAAGGGUGAUUUGGUGACUCUGAGAAAACAGAUGAGGACUUUCUGCUUAAUAUGCCAGCGUUACCUAAGCAGCAUCAACACAGCCGUUAAAGAGCAGGCUUUCACAAUACUGUGUGACGUGUUGCUGGUCUUCAGUCACCAAAUCAUGUCGUCAGGCCGGGAACAUCUGGAGAAUCUGGUCUACGUGCCGGAUUCCUCUCUGCAAGCGGAACUGCUCAACUUCAUCUUGGAUCAAGUUUUUAUCGAUCAGGACGAUGACAGCAACAGCACAGAUGGACAACAAGACGAUGAGGCCAGUAAAAUCGAGGCUCUGCACAAACGGAGAAACCUUCUUGCAGCCUAUUGCAAAUUAAUUAUAUACAACGUUGUUGAAAUGAAUACUGGAGCCGAUAUAUUUAAACAGUACAUGAGAUAUUACAAUGACUAUGGUGAUAUCAUCAAAGAAACGAUGAGUAAAACGAGACAAAUCGACAAAAUCCAGUGUGCAAAGACGCUCAUAUUGAGCCUGCAAAAGUUAUUCAAUGAGAUGAUGUCUGAACUUGGCUUCAACUUUGACCGCUCAUCGUCAGCUUUCUGUGGAGUCAAAGAACUGGCUCGACGCUUCUCACUAACCUUUGGUUUGGAUCAGUUGAAGACUAGAGAGGCCAUUGCAAUGUUACACAAGGACGGCAUUGAGUUUGCAUUUAAAGAACCCAGUCCUCAAGGAGAAGGGGGUCCGCCACUUAAUCUGCCAUUUUUGGAUAUUCUAAGUGAGUUCUCAAGCAAACUCAUCCGACAAGACAAGAGGACAGUUCACAUGUACCUGGAGCGAUUCAUGACGUUUCAAAUGGCCCUUCAGAGAGACGACUGCUGGCUGCCCCUCAUCUCAUACAGGAACUCGCUGCAGGCCGGGAUGGACGACGACACCAUGUCUGUCGUCAGUGGGAUCAGCAGUCGGGGGUCCGUUCGAAGCAAGAAGUCCAAACAAUCCGCUGUAAGCAAAAGAAAACUGCCCGAAGAAGAGAACAGCAGCAGCAGCUUGGACGGAGUGUGGAUGAAUCGUGAGCAGAGUGUGCCCACGCCGGUCAUGAUGCACUCACCCCACCUCACUUCCACUGUGCUGAGGGAUCCAAAGAGGAUGAGGCCGGAGGACGGCUACGCCGCCACGUUCUCCAUGCCAGCAGAGCAGCACCUUCAUCAAGCUCUUCCUCCUCAACCGCUGCCUCAUCACCAACACCAGGCUGCCAUAGAUUACAACACCCAGGUUACCUGGAUGUUGACACAGAGGCAACAGGCUGAAGCCCGUCAGCACCAGGAGCGGAUUAGCAUGCACUACGCUAAGAUGAGGAACCACAUGCAGCAAGCAAUUCGCCGAGGAUCCGGAUUAAUGGAGGACGAUGAGGAACCGAUAGUGGAGGACGUGAUGAUGUCAUCAGAGGAUCGCUUGGAAGAUAUCAAUGAGGGCAUGGAUUUUAAUACGAUGGAGAUCGAUUUGCCUGCAUCUAAGAAUCGAAGAGAAAGAAAUGAACUAAAGCCAGAUUACUUUGAUCCGUCUUCCAUUAUGGAUGAUUCGGUUCUUAAUGUUUCAAUGUUCUAACACGAACUGGAUCAAAGACAAUGCAUCAUGAAAAUCCUCUUCUUGGAAGAAGAAAUGACCGUUCUCUGUGAAAUCUUUGAAAGGAAAAGGUUGAAAUGAACUAUUACAGUGGUCUUCUGAGACUCCAGUAUUUGCCUCUUUAACACUUAAAGACUUGGAGGGAGAGCCUCGUGUUAAAUCAUCCUGCUGUUUUCAAACACCGUCGUUGGUCAGGCUGCAGAGAGAAACAAGAUCCUGUUUCAGUACCUGAUCUCUAGAAGAAACUUUUAGAGGGGGGUACAUGUGGUCGGUGUGUGCAGGCUUAAUUUCAAACGUUUAAUGUUUAUCAUUUUCCCUUUUCUUGCAUUUGGUAUAUAAAGAGUUGUCUAAUGUAAAUACAUAGUGGCCAACAAUCGGGAGACGUGAACACAAUUUCAUUAACAUUAGACAGAUUUCUGGAUGAAAACUACUACUCCCGUGACUUUGGCUUUCAGUGAUUGUCUGAGAGACUUUAAUAAGAGAUUUUUUUUUUUUUAAAGACAGGGCGUCUCAUCUUUCUUAUAGCUGUUACUAACAGGAUUGAUUCCAGGUUAAUCUAAAGACGAACUUGCCAAACAUAUGAACACAGAGUGGUUUCAGGAUGACAGGACUUCUACACGGCCACUAAAUGAAAUAACGCAGUUAGUGCUAUUGUGUUCACUUCUUGUGCUGAUGAACUGUAGAUGUUGGCAUGGCAUGUAGCCAUAUAUUCAGAUCUGUACGCAGUAAAUUAUAACGUGAACUAGCUUGUCAUACUGUUCAAAGGCCUUGCCACAAGUGGAAUACAGCGUUUCCAGAUUUCUUUGUGAUGGUAUUUUUAAGGAAAGUGUACUGCUUUUAUACCCUAUAGAUAACUUUGAUUUAUAGAUAUUUUGUAUUGACAAUCAAGUGAAAAUUAAUGGUUUAUAAUCAUGCUAUUUCACCUAGAAACAUAAGUAAUCCUUUUUAAUUGGAAUAGAAUGGUGUUACUGCAGACAUGGCCAGUUGGUUCUGUUUUUGUUUCUUCUCUCUAUAAUGAAUGCGUGCAAAAGGUAUCUAUUACUUAAAUGUAGUUCUAAAUCAAAUGGAUGGUUGAUUCUAGAAAUGUUUUUUAGAAUUGGAAACCUUUACAGUUCCAUCAUCUUGACCCACCGUAAACAUUUAAUCUUUCCUAUAGCCUGUUUUUACAUUGUACAGUAACUAAUAUCUAAUAUUACUCAUGCCAUAUAUUUACAUUUUUGUAAAAAAAAAACAAGAAUACAAAAAACGCAUAAGAAAGUCGGGUGAUGUUUGUUAUUUUUUUAAUUCUAGUAUACAGUUGUGCAGAGGAUUUUUAUACAUUUUGGUUUUCCACUGUUGAUAUUAAGAAAUUAUGCUCAAUUGCUAAGGCUCAGAGUACUUUAGUAAGCUAUGAUAGUGUCUGGAUUGUAAAUUGUACAAUUACAAAGGUGUAAUAUAUUGUGAGUGUGUGCGUUUAUAUGUGCACUUUCCUCAUGUGUGAAAUUUGAUGUAGCGGUUAAAGUAAAACAAUGUUACUCUGACAUUAACCUACUAAUUUUUAAGUAUGCAUCCACAGUUGUUUUGUUUGUUUUUCAGUGGGUUGUUGCUAUUUUUUAUUUAUUUUUUUUGUACUGACCCGGCUGGCAAAUUCUUCCUUUAUAGAUGACGAUAUAUGCGCAUAUUGUAGCUAGACGCAAAUCCCUCAUUUCUCUAAACUGAAGACGGAUAUCUUGGUCAUAUACAAUAAGUAUUCACUUUGGGGAAAUAGGAAUGGUACACCCUCUAUUUAAAGCAUUUAAUUUUACAACGUUUAGGUUUUGCAUUGAACUGCUGAUCAUCUGAAUACAUCUAUAUGUUUAUACAUAUUUAAAUAUUUGCAUAUAUUAAAUUUGUGGGGUUUUUUUCUAUUUACAAAGUGCCCAUUGCAUCUUUUAAUAUUUGUAUUUAUGUCUGGAGAUGUAACACAACCAAAUAAAUCCUUUAAAACU
This is a messenger RNA of Gambusia affinis (western mosquitofish), 6080 nucleotides long. RefSeq names its product cohesin subunit SA-2-like. The coding region runs from base 268 to 4095 and encodes 1275 amino acids. Gene Ontology annotation, cellular component: nucleus; chromatin; cohesin complex. Gene Ontology annotation, biological process: sister chromatid cohesion. NCBI's taxonomy places the organism in Eukaryota, Metazoa, Chordata, Actinopteri, Cyprinodontiformes, Poeciliidae. Gene Ontology annotation, molecular function: chromatin binding. The record is from RefSeq and is a predicted model, not a curated record. The transcript has 34 exons.